Molecule: messenger RNA, 566 nt
Organism: Hydatigera taeniaeformis
Lineage: Eukaryota; Metazoa; Platyhelminthes; Cestoda; Cyclophyllidea; Taeniidae
Source: the annotation of a GenBank genome assembly
CCAGUUAUCAAACCUGUUCCCUUAGCCUCCUUGUCUUCAACUACCUGGCAGACUGCAGGAAAGCCUGUCCCCUUAUCGCUGCAAUGUGCAUCUGCAUGCCAUGGGAUGUAUUACAAACGUCGGACAAAUUGGAAAAGUCGUUGGAUUGGUUUCUUUUUAACAAACCUCUCACUUACGGCCUCCGUCGGGUGGUUAUGCGAAAUGCAGAUGUACUAUCGAAGGAGUACGACGUUCCACGCAUCCUGAAGAGUCGCUCAAUCCGUGAGUUCGACGACAAUUUCACCGCUGGUAUGUUUGGCUACAAGUCGGCGAAGGAGUACUACGCUUCUGCCUCUACUAUCACCAAAAUUAGCCAUGUCUGUGCUCCAAUCCUUUGUCUGAAUGCUGCUGAUGACCCUUUUGUGCCCUUCAACUGUGAGUCAUUGCUUCAGUUUGAAAAGAUAGUUUGUGUAUCUCCAACCUUAUUAAGUUGUUCGGUGCCUGAUCUCAUGCAAAUGAAUAAAUUCAUGCAUGUAUUUGUGAAUAAAUUGGGAUUAGUAGAAUUUAUCUCCUACCAUUGGCGCUAA